Periconia digitata is the source of this 503-nucleotide messenger RNA. The record is from the annotation of a GenBank genome assembly. Lineage: Eukaryota; Fungi; Ascomycota; Dothideomycetes; Pleosporales; Periconiaceae.
AUGAUCAUACUGAGUCUUGAGGUCCUCAUUAGUGCUCUUGUCGCGGGUGUCGUUUUCCCGAUCCUGCUCAGCUCUCAUCUUGCUCGCCAGAUCCAGUCGCGAGUCGUCCCACCUCAUUGUUUCUUGCAAAGAACGGCACAAUUGGUCCAAUUCCCGAACCCUCCGAAAUCCACCAUACCGUUUGUUUUCUUGAAUCUUAGCCUCGGUCUGGUCGUGCUCUUUGCUUGCGAUGUCAAGGUAAUACGAGUUGUGCUCCUCUUCUCCACGUUCGCAAAGGGCCAUAAUCGAUCUGAGCAGAUCACGGAUCAUUAAUCGGCCAUUCUCGUCAAGCAUACUCUAGUCCAAGAAGUCAGCGUUUGCCAAUUUUUGAUUGUCUUUAUCAGAGGGUACAAUGCAGACGUGCUCGUCAUAACACACCUUCUCUUGCACUUUGGCUUGCUGCUUGAGGACUUCAAGCUGAGCAUUUCGCUUUUGCGACUCCGAGAUUGAACCCUCAAAUAUCU